Molecule: messenger RNA, 540 nt
Organism: Eruca vesicaria subsp. sativa (arugula)
Lineage: Eukaryota; Viridiplantae; Streptophyta; Magnoliopsida; Brassicales; Brassicaceae
Source: the annotation of a GenBank genome assembly
AUGGCUUUGCUUAUGAAACAACAGAACAGAGCUGAUGAAGCUAUUGAAGCUAUUCAGUGCUUUAGAGAUCUUUGUUCCAGACAAGCUCAAGAAUCACUUGACAAUGUCCUCAUCGAUCUCUAUAAGCUAAAAAACUACACAGCGGCUGAAACCGUGUACUGUAAAGCUCAAGUUGUAGAGCCAGAUGCAAACAAGGCUUGUAAUCUAUGCACAUGUCUCAUCAAGCAAGGGAAGCUCGAUGAAGCGAGGGCGAUUCUGUUUCGUGAUGUGUUGCAGGAGAAGAAAGAAGGGUUUUGUGAUGAUUCGAGGUUGAAGGUUCGGGUUCAAGAGCUUUUAAGCGAGCUAGAGCCACGUGGAGCUGUUGUAGCUUUUGUGGAAUGUGAAGUUGGUAUGGAUGAGAUUGCGGUUGUUGAAGCGAUUGAUGAGUUUAUGAAAGCCCUUGACCGGUCCAAAGGAGAGCUGCAUUAUAACCAUGCUCUUGGAAUGCGAUACAGUAAGAUUACGGAGCAGAUAUAUGUUGGGAUCUUGGGAUGUUUUUAA